Centruroides sculpturatus (bark scorpion) is the source of this 1503-nucleotide messenger RNA. Its product is annotated as 26S proteasome non-ATPase regulatory subunit 3-like. The transcript has 10 exons. Gene Ontology annotation, cellular component: proteasome regulatory particle, lid subcomplex; proteasome complex. Gene Ontology annotation, molecular function: enzyme regulator activity. Bases 23 to 1369 code for a protein of 448 amino acids. Gene Ontology annotation, biological process: ubiquitin-dependent protein catabolic process; regulation of protein catabolic process. NCBI's taxonomy places the organism in Eukaryota, Metazoa, Arthropoda, Arachnida, Scorpiones, Buthidae. The record is from RefSeq and is a predicted model, not a curated record.
UCUAGUAAUUUAAUUUUUCAAGAUGGUCACAGAACAUUCAAAUGAUGUUGAAAUGAGAAAUGCAGAUGAUGAUAUUACUAAUGAAAAUAAAGAUACUGAAACUAAAGAUGUGGAUACCCUUACUCUUGAAGAUAUUAAAGAACAUGCUAGACACAUUGAAAAGGCAGUUUUGUCAAAAGAACCUAGAUUUAUUUUGAGAGUUCUUCGUGUAUUAGUAUCAACACGGAAAAGAUUGAAUCCAAGAGUAUUGAAAACUCUAGUUAAUGGAUUUUAUACACAGUCAUCAGCACAAAGAGAAGCUCUCUUAUCAUUUAUUUCAACAGAAGAGCAAAUGGAUGUUGACAAUCAAGUCGUCAGUAAUUUUAGAAUAAGAAGUGGAAGAGCAGCUCAAACACCAUUAUUAACAGAAUUAGAUGUUUACAUACAUCUUCUGGUACUUCUCCACUUAAUUGAUUCAGAGUGUCAAGAAGCACAAAAAAAUCCUGAUAGAAUGAAACGUGCUGUUAAUUGUUCUGAACAACUAAUGCAAAAGAUACAAGGUCAAAAUCGUCGUACAUUAGACACACUAGCUGCAAGAUGUUAUUUCUAUCAUACUAGAUGUUAUGAACUUGCUGGAAGAUUGCAUGAAAUUAGAACAAUCACGAGUAGAUUUAUAACUAGCCCAAGUGGUCGUAUUAAUGCAAUUCAACUAGAGUAUACCAAAGCUCAUAAAAAUUUACUGCAAGCUAUUCGUAAAGCUCCACAACAUACAGCUAUUGGAUUCAAACAAACAGCUUACAAAUUAGCUAUUACAGUUGAAUUACUAUUAGGAGAAAUUCCAGAUCGUUCUUUGUUCAGACAACCAACACUUCGAAAAUCUCUUGCACCAUAUUUUCAGUUAACGCAAGCUGUUCGUCAAGGAAAUCUUUUCAACUUCAAUGGAGUGGUGGACAGAUUCAGUAAGACAUUUCAAGAUGAUCAUACAUUUACUUUGAUUAUUCGUCUACGACAUAAUGUGAUCAAGACUGGUGUUCGUAUGAUCAAUUUAUCUUACUCUCGGAUUUCCCUUGCUAAUAUUGCUAGUAAAUUACAAUUGGAUAGUUCAGAAGAUUCUGAAUUUAUUGUUGCUAAGGAUAUUCGUGACGGUGUAAUUGAAGCUAAUGUUGAUCAUCAUAAGGGAUAUAUGCAAUCCAAAGAAAAUAUUGAUGUUUACUGCACUAGAGAACCUCAAACAGCAUUUCAUCAGAGAAUAACAUUCUGUUUAAAUAUCCAUAAUCAAUCUGUAAAAGUAAGUCGAUUGCGUUUUGUGUUUCAGGAGCGUCGGGAGCGGGAGCAGCAGGACCUGGAAUACGCCAAGGAGAUGGCCGACGAAGACGACGAGUUCCCCUAGCAACCGGGCCGGCACCGGAGAGUCGCCCGGUCCGGUCCACCGUCGGGGGGAGGACGCCGGUGCUUAGUCUCUUCCGUUCCGUUACGUCACCUGUAACCUUUUCGUGUAUAGCAAUAAAAAGUGUUCUUUCUUUC